GAUAGACCCACAUUUCCGGAUGGUGUUCUUGUUUCAGGAAGUGGCAUCUUCUAACUUCAUCAGAGAGUUCAGCAUGCGACAGCCCAGGAUGCUGCAGUUUCUGAAAGAACUGGAGGAGGCUGCUGUUCAGUUAGACAGGAUGAGGAAAGGGGCAAAGAUCUCCAGUGUGGCAGGCAGCUCAGUGGGGGCGGUUGGAGGCGUGCUUUCUAUUAUUGGUUUGGCGUUAAUUCCUGUCACAGCUGGAUUGUCUCUAGCACUAACAGUGACUGGGAUCGGGAUGGGAAUCACCAGUGGAGUCAACAGUAUUGUCACCACUGCCACAGAGAUCAUAGUUAAUAGUAAACACCAAAAGAAAGCCAAUGCAAGUCUCCAGAGUUUCAUGGAGGAUGUGCAGAGUCUCCAGGAUUGUCUGGGGGAGGCCACCAGUCAGCCAAUCACUGAUGUGGAAAUAAGUGAGAUAAAUGUGGCUGAGGAAGCUGUCAAGGUGUUUAAGGAAUCUUGUGCUGUUCAACAACUGAUGACUGCACUUGUUAUUGCCUCUGCAGCUGAGAUGUUAAAAAGUGAAAAUCUGGUUGCAAGUGCUGGUCAGGUGGUGGCCCAGGAAGCUAAUGUGUUGCGUAACGUGCCCAGGGUGGCCUCAGACAUCCCAGAUAUCGGUCAGGCAGCAGUCAAAUGAUGACUUGCUCUCUCCCAGUCAGCAAGGGCAGGGUUCAUCACACUCAAUGCUCUUUUCAUUGGCAUGGACAUCUUCUUCAUCUGUAAAGACAGCAUCAGUCUGGCCAAAGGCAGCGAGACUGAAGUGUCACAGUUCAUCAGAGCCAGAGCUGCACUGUGGAGCUCUGAGAUGGACUCUUGGCAGAAGAUCCAUGACUCUCUGAGUGAGGGCCUGCUGACAUCAGAGAAAAAGCAGGGUGUCCUGGAGACACCAUUUUAUCUAAAGAUUGAGAAAAAGAAAUUCUAGACUUGUGUUUAGUCAUACUGUAUGAAAAUGACUUAAGAGCAAAAUAUUAUACUGAAUACAUUCAAUGCAAUCUGUAUCACUCAGAUUGGAUAUAGGAUUCAGGGCCUGCUGACAUCAGAGAAAAACCAGGCUAUCUUGGACUUGCCAUGUUAUCUGAUGAUGGAGAAGAAGAAACAAAUUGAAGCAGAAACAGAAAUGGAAAUUCCUUCUGAUGAAGUAUCAAACAAAACCUGAAGGAAAAAGAGCUUUGUGUGAUACAGUAGUGCUCAGCAAAGAAGUAGUGUGUUUGUGGCAACUGCAACGCUGUGAUCAGAUGUUAGAUCAAUUUUAUGGAAAUGAACAACGUAUGAAAGUUCACAUCAAUUCAUCAGUAAACAUUAAUA
Monopterus albus (swamp eel) is the source of this 1344-nucleotide messenger RNA. RefSeq names its product apolipoprotein L4-like. Gene Ontology annotation, cellular component: extracellular region; membrane. Gene Ontology annotation, molecular function: lipid binding. Lineage: Eukaryota; Metazoa; Chordata; Actinopteri; Synbranchiformes; Synbranchidae. Gene Ontology annotation, biological process: lipoprotein metabolic process; lipid transport. The transcript has a single exon. The record is from RefSeq and is a predicted model, not a curated record. The annotation marks the transcript as partial.